This is a messenger RNA of Lemur catta (Ring-tailed lemur), 2010 nucleotides long. It is a transcript of the gene SLC25A14, whose product is annotated as solute carrier family 25 member 14. Gene Ontology annotation, biological process: transmembrane transport; mitochondrial transport. The transcript has 10 exons. Gene Ontology annotation, cellular component: mitochondrial membrane. NCBI's taxonomy places the organism in Eukaryota, Metazoa, Chordata, Mammalia, Primates, Lemuridae. The coding region runs from base 84 to 926 and encodes 280 amino acids. The record is from RefSeq and is a predicted model, not a curated record.
CGUUUCCGACCGUGGGAGCCUCGGCUUCCCAGUCGUCCGAUGAGCCUGAGCAGCAACAGAAAAGUGCCACUGUAAGCCAUGAGAUGUCUGGUCUGAAUUGGAAACCCUUUGUUUAUGGCGGCCUUGCCUCUAUCGUUGCUGAGUUUGGAACGUUCCCUGUGGAUCUUACGAAAACACGCCUUCAAGUUCAAGGCCAAAGCAUUGAUGUGCGUUUCAAAGAGAUAAAAUAUAGAGGGAUGUUUCAUGCCUUGUUCCGAAUCUAUAAAGAAGAAGGUGUAUUGGCACUGUAUUCAGGAAUUGCUCCUGCUUUACUAAGACAGGCAUCAUAUGGCACCAUUAAAAUUGGGAUUUACCAAAGCUUGAAGCGAUUAUUUGUAGAACGUUUGGAAGAUGAAACUCUUCUAAUUAAUAUGAUCUGUGGGGUAGUGUCAGGAGUGAUAUCUUCCACUAUAGCCAAUCCCACUGAUGUUCUAAAGAUUCGGAUGCAGGCUCAAGGAAGCCUGUUCCAAGGGAGCAUGAUUGGCAGCUUCAUCGAUAUAUACCAACAGGAAGGCACCAGGGGUCUGUGGAGAGGUGUGGUCCCAACUGCUCAGCGUGCUGCUAUUGUUGUAGGAGUGGAGCUACCAGUCUAUGACAUUACCAAGAAACACUUAAUAUUGUCCGGAAUGAUGGGCGACACAAUUUUAACUCACUUUGUUUCCAGCUUUACAUGCGGCUUGGCUGGGGCUCUGGCCUCCAAUCCGGUUGAUGUGGUACGAACUCGCAUGAUGAACCAGAGGGCAAUCGUGGGACAUGUGGACCUCUACAAGGGUACUUUGGAUGGUAUUUUGAAGAUGUGGAAACAUGAGGGCUUUUUUGCACUCUAUAAAGGAUUUUGGCCAAACUGGCUUCGACUUGGACCCUGGAACAUCAUUGUAUCCUUUUAGAACCCAAGAGAAUGAAAGCAAAUGCUUCAAGCUUUCAGCUUCUAGAGGCUGCCUGCACUCCUAGGCUCCUGGACCCACCACUUCGACCUCUGCUUCCAUGAUCACUUCUCUGACUCGGACCCUCCUGCCUCCCUCUUUUAAGGACCCUUGAGAUGACAUUGGGUCCACCUGAACAAUCCAGGCCAACCUCCCCAUCUCAAGAUCCUUAACUUAAUCACAUCUGCAAAGUACCUUUUACCAGGUAAAGUCACAUAUUCAUAGGUUCCAAGACAUGGACAUGGACAUCUUUGUGGGAGGCAUUUUUCUGCCUAGCACACUGGUAUUCUCUGCUGCAUACAUCUCUUUCCUCUGCAUCCUCCCCUUCAGCAGAGCCUGCCAUUGAAGCCAGGCUCCUGGGAGAGGAGCUCUAGGAAGGCAGCCAAGACAAGUGUGCCUGAUUUCUUGUGGCUAGACCAGCCAUCUGCCUGCAAUGAUUUAGCUGCAUCUUGCCUAAGGACAAAGCUUCAGGGACAUUUAAUAUCUCUUCCUGAAUGACUGGUACAUAUAUUACUGUAAAAUAUGCACCCGUGUGAAAAGAAUGGAAUAGGUUUAUAUGUACUGACACAGAGAGACCUCCAAGACGUACUAAUGAUUGACAAAUCAAGCCACCAAUCAGUAUGUAGAGUCUGGGCCCAUUUAUGGGAAAAAACCCAAAACCCAAAUAUACGUGUGUAUCAAUGCAUAGAAUGCAUAGAAAGGAGACUGUUACCAAAGAGCGAAUAACUUUGAAGCCCUCCACCAUGGAAUUGAUGGUGGAGUGAAGAGUCAUGAUUUACUUUGAAUACUUGUUACUUGUCCUAUGUUUUCACACUGAGAAUGAAUUUUUGUGAUUUUGAAAGAAAAAACUUCCCCCAAAAUGUCCUAUUUCAGCUGAGACACCAUUUUACAGAGGGCUUUUCUAGACCAUGUGGAAAUGCAUGUGUGCACGUGUACACACACACAGUAUAUAGUCAUGCAUCCUUAAAGACAGGGAUAAAUUCUGAGAAAUGCAUCAUUAGGUGAUUUUGUCAUUGUGUGAACAUCACAGUGUACUUACACAAAGAUG